Molecule: messenger RNA, 3552 nt
Organism: Closterium sp. Yama58-4
Lineage: Eukaryota; Viridiplantae; Streptophyta; Zygnematophyceae; Desmidiales; Closteriaceae
Source: the annotation of a GenBank genome assembly
AUGUCCCCUCUUGGGCGUGCCCGCGAUAAGCAGUGUGUUUCUAAGGAACGUUCCCAGCGCGGAGCUAAGAGCGGCAACACUGGUGGCGAUGGAGAUAUAACGGAGGUCCGACCUAUAGCGCGUUGCCUCCGGAGCGGUAGGCGACAGACGUGUAAUGACGACCCUUCCAAGAAUGAAGGCUUGAAGACGGACGGAGGCGACGUUCCUGUGCAGGUAUACAAGACCAAGCUGGAGACCGAGGCGGAGCUCCUAGAGCCUCACGACCUUGUCUAUCGCCUCCGCACAGCAAAACACCCCGAGAACAUGAAACACCUGACGCUAUUCAACGCGGACGGCGUUGGUUGUGUCGUGGAAGCUUCGGACAUCAUCACCAUCGCCGACGGUGAAUGUGUCACCGACGCCAUCGUUGACUUUCACAAUGUCGUUCCAACGAGGGUCAUUGACCGGUCUGUAUGCAGGCUACUGAGCAUUCGGCGCCCCACAACGCCCAACGGCUCUACAUGGGCUGCAGUCGACAGCAAGGCUUUUGACUACUGCAACUCGUUCAAGAAGCCUUACUCUAUGGGCAACUCUUCACGACUCUUUGACGUGGAAUUCUUGGCCAUUCCGAUAUUCAAAAGUUCGCACUACUCGCUGAUGGUCGUGCCGUCCCCAAAGAGGCUGCUGUGCGCUACAACGGAUGAAGCCACUGCCCCUCUGGAGUUGAUCUUACUCGACAGUUACGGCACGCACCGUGAUGACCCAUCUGUGUUUGAUCGCGUCAAACUGUUUCUGGAGUUAACCGCCAAGGACCUACACCCGGAGUGUGACGAGGCCACGAUUGUUUCCGGUCUAAGGGAUGCGAAACCAAUUCCGAUGAAGAAGCAUCAGGUGCACCAGCAGGACAACACGCAUGAUUGUGGCAUCUUUGUGUGCCACUUCCUGAAGGUGUUGGUGGACACUGACUUCCGGAAACUGCGCUCUUAUCUGUACUUGGAGGGCGUCAGUGUGUUGGAGAUGCGGCGGGCCAUGCGGGGAGACCUAUGCAUGCAUGCGGCUGACGAACUUAUACUGGCGCUAGUGAGACUGGGAGUGGUCGUCCCGAGGCAACCCGCCCCCAGAGUCGCGAAGCAUGGUGCAGUUGUCGAUUCAGGUGAGGAGGAUGGCAACACGAAGCUGACACGGAUGCAGGUGGAGCACUACAGCCUGAAGAGGGACCUUGCGAUCUGGAAAGCAGCCGUCACAACCGUCGGAGCGGCCAUGGGCUACAGUGUCGACCAGCUCAUUGCUGGAGCUGCCCACGUCCUGCAGGAGCAAGCUUCUGAUGGGGGAGCGGCGACACCUGGCUCCAGCCGAUCCAUUGCACCGUCCACGCCCAAGCCACGUGCAGGCGCGCGGCCAGGCGCCACCGACAGCCCUGGUUCCAAAGGAGAGCCUCCUGUGAGUGUUGCCCAGGGUGGUGCCAGCACUGCAUCUGUCAAGAUAGGGGUGGUACAUCCGAGUCCGUGCCCGCUGCCCGUGCCGGCGAAGCCGUUGUGGUCACUGAAUGCCGCCCUGGUGAGUGUGCCCAUCACGCAGGAUGCAGCGCAUACGGUCGUUCACCCAAAUGGGACAAGGCCGGUGGUAUUGGCUAUGCCGGCAAAGAGGAAACGAGGCGACACUCCUCCGUCCGGGAGCGAUGCCGAGGGCGAUGUCGCCGCUUGCACGAGCAAGGGUAAGGGACAGGGACGUAGCUCCAAGUACAAGGGUGUGCGUAAGGAGAAGCGGGGGAGGUGGAGCGCCAAGAUCCUGUUCCGGGAGAAGAAUAAGGUUAAGCGCACCCAGAUGAGGCUGGAUGCGUACAACAAGGAACUGGAGGCAGCCACGGCGUACGCAGCAGCGGUGCACGUGGUCAAGGAGGGGCGACGUGUGUCAGGGACAGUGGAGCUGUCAGAUGAGGAGAGGGGUCUGCUGAAGGGGUGCACAUUGUCCGCUGUCAAGAGGCUGGUAAGGGGCAGACAGUGGUUUCGAUGGACAGAGUGGGAGACGGCACUGGCGGACUGUCCGGAGGAGGAUACAGGCGGGGAGGGGGAAGCGCACUCCGAGUCGCAUGAUGACCACGCGGCGGAUGCGCCUGGAUGUGCCGCCAAGGAGGUGGAGGAAGAGAUUGAGAUGGAAGGGGUAAGGAUGGGCGGUUCUGAGGCGAAGGUUGGGAGGGGAACGCCGCAUGAGCUCAAUGAGGAGGCGGCUGCUACGAUGGACGGAGUGGCAGAACAAGGGAUACAUACAGGGGUUGCGCUGGGGGAUGCCUUUGAGGGGGCGAUCGUCGGUGCAGGCGAUGAGGAUAUCGGCAGCGAUGGGGGAGGCGAGGCUGCGCCGGUCCGCUCCAAAGCGUUCGCGUCUGUUAUGGCAGACGUGAACCCUACCGCGCACGACACGGCGGCGAAGGCUCCGCCGCCCCCGGUGCCGGACAACCCUUUUGUGGCGAUGCCGAGCGGGUCUGCGCAGCUGGCAAGUGGUUCUCGCCGGGAGGAGACGUCCACAAAUGACAACGUCGUCAUAAGCCGUGCCGAGCUCGAGGCCCUGAAGACGGCGCGAGACGACGGCGACCGGCGGAUUGCGCGCCUGGAGGCGCUGCUGCUGGCCGCACAAGAUCCGAGAACGCAGAACAAGAGGCAGAGAUGUCCGAGGGAGGAACGGGCGCGCGGUGAUGCGAGGGUGAGCAAGCGCCGGCGGGUUGAUUCGGGCUCGAAGGACGCUUCAUCCGCUGAGGAGGAUGCGGUGGAGGCAGAAGCGGAGCCCGCGAGGGUCCGCCAUGUGCGCAGGAGGCGCCAUAUGACAGAGUCGAGCUCUCCCAUACUUCAGGAGGCGUUUGAUUUCAUGCCGGCGGGGAAGGCGUGGAAUGUGAGGUACCUCUUGCACUAUGCUGGUGUCGCAUUGGCGGCCGACAAAGUGCGACGCGAUGACUUGAACAAGACACUGAGCCAGUGGAAGACGGAGCUCGCAGGCCGCGUACGAGACAUUGCGCUGCAGCGCAUUGGACUGUGGCGCGACGAGAGAGAUGCGAAAAGUCCGUGGAAACGCGAGAAGCGCAGGGAGGCCGCGGAGGUGCGGCUUCGGUAUCGCGUUCUGGACGACGUGAACGGUUGGCUCUACACCGAGGACCUAACACUGUCAACCUGGAGCGAGAGCAAGACCGGUAUGAUUUUUGCUAGUGGGACAUUCACCGCGUGCGCCGCCACCGCCUUCCAGCCGAAGAAGGUCACAGGGACAGUGACGGUGAAACUGUACCAGUUGGCGUGGCUCGAGCAUGUGGUGACGGACACGAUCCUGAACUGGGACAAGCGCAAGGGCCGGCUGUCAAACUCUGCUGGCGGCAACGCGCAGGUGGUGAACGGGCUGCAGGAGGUCGCCGUUGCGGCAGUGGCACAAGCGAUCAAAGACUUCAAGCCAAUGUACGAUGCAGAUGCGGCGGCGUGGGUCUGGGGGGAACAUGGGUUGAUACUGUCGUCGGAUGGGCUCGAGCACCUGAUUCCCGGCCGGUAUGCGCAGAGGGCGCCAGUGGUGGAGGAAGGUGCAUCGGUUUCUCGAUAA